AUGAUAGAACCCAAGUGUUUUUUCGGGGCAAAAAAUUCUCAAUUUCGUGGGGUUUUCAAUGGAAUUUGUACUUUGGUUUUGUUCUUCUUAUUCUACAACCAGGACAGUUUUCUCAGAAACCAGUUUCUCGGCAGUUCGCAUUCUGUUCUUCCUCCUCGUUGGAGCUCCAAAGUUAAUGGCUUUGGUGAUCAGGGCGAUCGGGUUGAUAUUAUUCGCAGGAGAAUUGCCGAAGUUAAUGUUUCUUCGUCGAAUUAUGUAAGUGUUAAUGGGUCGGAUGCCAAUUUCUUAUCAGCGACUCAUCCCCAAUUCUGUACCGGCUUGUUAAAACACGAAGGUUAUCAGAGCAAAUGUGAGUUCUUAAUUACCCAUCCGGAGUGCAGUUCCGGUGGGUAUUUGAAUUACAUUCAUUUCUUUUAUUGUGACUGUGAAAAAGUUAGUAUUUUGGGGUAUGUAGUGUUGGCAAUAUGGUUGGCUGCUUUGUUCUAUCUAUUGGGUAACACUGCCGCAGAUUACUUUUGUUGUUCUCUGGAGAAGCUUUCUAGUCUCUUGAAGCUACCAGCGACUGUGGCUGGUGUGUCUCUGCUUCCACUUGGGAAUGGUGCUCCUGAUGUGUUUGCCAGCAUUGCUGCUUUUGUUGGGAAGGAUGCAGGCGAAGUGGGCCUCAAUAGUGUGUUGGGUGGAGCUGUCUUUGUUACUUGUAUUGUUGUUGGGAUUAUAUCUCUCUGUGUGGCUGAUAGGGGGUUUCAGAUUGAUAAGAAAUGCUUUAUCAGAGAUAUAUGUUUUUUCCUCUUUACUGUCAUGUCACUUGCCUUCAUGUUGAUGGUUGGUGAGGUUACUGUCGGGGGUGCUAUAGCAUUUGUCUUGAUUUAUGUGGUUUAUGCGUUUGUGGUCGCUGCAAACGAGAUUCUAAGGAAACAUGUUCGGAAAUUAAGGUUGGAUGCUGUAACUCCAUUGCUACCGGUUAGAGGAAGUAUAUUUUCUCAGGCAAGUGACGAGGAUGAAUCUUCGGUAUAUGCUUCACUUCUUGAAUCUGAAUCUGACAGUGAGGUACCCCAGCUUCAAAGUAAGUUGCCGCAGUGGAUGUGGGCUUCAAAUGUGGCAAUUUAUUCAAAUCAGAAUCUGAAGGCUAGUUCAGACAGCCCAAGGUCAUUGUGGGGUUGGAACGAUGAGGAAACAAUGGAGGAACACUCUUCCUCUUUUAAAUUUUUAUCACUGUUGGAGAUUCCAUUGACGCUGCCGAGACGCUUGACAAUCCCAAUUGUUGAGGAGGAUAGGUGGUCCAAAGGUUAUGCUGUUUCCAGUGCCGUGUUAGCUCCCAUUCUUCUUGUAUUCUUAUGGAACACCCAAGAUGAUGUGGGAUCUCUGAGUAAAAAGAUUGCGUACUUCAUAGGUUUUGUCUCUAGUGGUGUCUUUGGCGUUCUUGCAUAUCUACACACUCGUGUUGACCAACCCCCUCGCAAAUUUUUAUUUCCAUGGGUUUUGGGAGGAUUCUUUAUGAGUAUUAUCUGGUUCUACAUUGUUGCAAAUGAGCUUGUUGCUUUGCUGGUGACAUUGGGUGUAAUCUUUGGGAUUAAUCCGUCAGUCCUUGGAUUGACCGUAUUAGCAUGGGGCAACUCCAUGGGUGAUUUAAUGUCGAAUGUAGCGCUGGCAAUGAAUGGUGGAGACGGUGUACAGAUUGCAAUGUCAGGAUGUUAUGCCGGGCCUAUGUUUAACACACUUGCUGGCUUGGGGAUCUCAAUGCUGCUUGCAGCCUGGAACAAGAGACCGGAGCCGUUCAUAAUUCCCAAAGAUAGUAGCUUGUUUUAUACUAUGGGAUUUCUAGUAUUAGGGCUUCUUUGGUCACUUGUUGUGCUACCCAGGAAUGGCAUGCGCCCUAACAAGAUCUUAGGUCUCGGCCUUAUAGCAAUUUAUUUGAUAUUUCUCUCCCUUAGGCUAGGCACAUCAAUGGGAAUGCUGUCACUUGUAAAUGUAUGA
Molecule: messenger RNA, 1974 nt
Organism: Prunus armeniaca (apricot)
Lineage: Eukaryota; Viridiplantae; Streptophyta; Magnoliopsida; Rosales; Rosaceae
Source: the annotation of a GenBank genome assembly